Molecule: messenger RNA, 3090 nt
Organism: Nerophis ophidion (straightnose pipefish)
Lineage: Eukaryota; Metazoa; Chordata; Actinopteri; Syngnathiformes; Syngnathidae
Exons: 3
Coding region: 746-1444 (232 amino acids)
Source: RefSeq, a predicted model, not a curated record
GCCUCCAGCGAGGGGCGGACACUAAGACACACCUGCAACAAUUUUCUACCGAGGAGUAUAUAAGCUCGUCGCCCACAACUGGUCCUUGUCGGUUAAUUUUUGAUCCUGCACCUCCUACGUGCAUGAACCAGCUUCGCCUCGUCAGUCCGGUAUGUUGAUUUUCCUUAUUCAUGUAUUUCCUAACCUUGUUGUAUUUUGUUUUAUAGCCUCCGGUCAGGCCACGUCAGGUGACGUGCGAUUCUUCCUCACCCAGUGUGAGAUUUUUUUUUAACUAUUGCCAACUUCCUUUUAUUCUGAAAGAGCUCGUGUGGCUUUUAUCAUGUCCCAUAUGAGUGGCCGGGCAUCGGCCUGGGCCACCGCGGAAUGGACACGCCAUUCUCCUGUGUGUGCCUCGUAUGCCUCUUUGCCAAAGCCAUGGAGAACAUUUUCCAGCACGAAAAACCAGGACGUGAGGCGGCAAGGGCAUUACUUCGUCUGCAGCAAGGACAGCAGAGUGUCACGGACUUCGCCAUCGACUUCCGUAGGCUCGCUGCUGAGAGCGGAUGGCCCACUUCCGCAUUGGUGGACGUUUUUUCUCUUGGUCUGGCUGAUUGAGUCCGGAAACAUAUAAUCUAGCUCAAAACUACCGACAACCUCAAAAAGCUCGUUGCUCUGGCAGUGAGGAUUGAAAAUCACCUCGUGGACUGGGAAAGAGAGAGAUUCCGACGCCAGGACUUCCGCUCUUUGACGUAUAGUGGGAGUGGCCAUGAGGCGCGUCAAAACUUCACACCGAUACCCGAUGUCGAUGCCCCGCCGAUAUCACCGGAAGAGGAACCGAUACAGUUCGGAGGUAAUCGUCUCUCUCCAGCUGAGAGAGAUCGUCGCCUUUGCCUCCAGCUGUGUUUAUAUUACGGCAAAGCUGAGCAUUACUUAUCCCAUUGUCCUCAUCGUCCUGACCGCCGCCGUACUCAAGCGUUGCCUCCGUUCCGCACCCAAGCGUCGCCUCCACUGCACACCCAAGCGUUGCCUCCGCUGCACACCCAAGCGUCGCCUCCGCUGCGCACUCAAACGUCGCCUCAGCUCCGCACUCAAGCGUCGCCGCCCUGCCUCGUUCCAGCUUUACUUCCCCCCGCGACCAACGCAGCUCAUCUACUGGCAGCUACAGGUUGACGCUUCCGACUCCGGCGUGGGGGCUGUUCUCUCCCAUCGCUCCACAUCCAACAAGAGGCUGCACCCCUGCGCCUUCUUCUCACGCUGUCUGACUCCUACAGAACGCAAUUAUGAUAUUGGCAAUAGAGAGCUACUCGCCGAAGUGUUGGCACUACAAGAAUGGAGGCACUUGGUCGGAGGUUUCGGAGACACCGUUUGUGGUGUUCACAGACCACAAGAAUCUGGCCUAUAUUCGUACUGCUCGAUGGCUCAACCCAAGACAAACAAGGUGGGCGUUGUUCCUAGCCAGAUUUAACUUCACCAUGACUUUCCGCCCCGGUUCCCAGAACAGAAGACCAGACGCCCUGUCAAGGAUGUACUCCUGCCCCGAAAAAGAGGUCAAGACCGAGACAAUCAUGCCCCCAUCAUGGGUACUGAGAGCGCUGCAGUGGGACAUUGAAGGCCACGUUAUGGAGGGACCCAGAAACGUCCCCUCUCCUAAGAACUGCUCACAGGGACAUUUGUUUGUGACCCCAGAGCUCCGCCCUGAAGUUCUGAACUGGGCCCACAGCUCCAAGGUCACCUGCCACCCGGGCAUAACCCGUACCUUUUCCUCCUAUCCCAGCGUUUCUGGUGGCCAUCAUUCAGGGCCGACACCAAGGACUUCGUAUCGGCCUGUGCCACAUGUGCCCGUAAUAAGGCUUCUCACUGGGCACCAGCUGGUCUUCUGCGGCCGUGGUCCCAUGUGGCAUUGGACUUUGUCACAGGACUUCCACCGUCCAAGGGCAACACAGUGAUAUUAACUUUGGUGGACCGUUUUUCCAAGAUGGCCCUAAAUUGCCCUCUGCACUCGAGACUGCAGAACUGCUCACACGCCUUGUUUUCCGGCUUUGUGGUAUCCCGGUGGAUGUGGUUUCGGAUAGAGGUCCACAAUUCUCGUCUGCUGUUUGGAAGGCGUUCUGCAAAGCAUUAGGAGCAUCACCCAGCCUGUCUUCAGGAUACCACCCACAGACUAACGGUCAGACUGAGUGCACUAAUCAAGACCUGGAGGCCGCCAUCCGCUGCGUCUACCACCAACACCCGGCCUCCUGGGCGUUCAAUCUACCAUGGAUAGAGUACGCUCAUAAUACGCUCAUCAGUUCUGCUACUGGCAUGUCACCUUUCCACUCUGCCUACGGUUACCAACCCCCCGCCUUUCCUUCUCUGGAAUCAGAGAUCGCCGUCCCAUCCAUGGCUGCCCACCUGCACCGCGCUCAUCAAGCCUGGCGCAAUACGCGGUCUGCACUGCUAGGCACCUCAGAGUUCAACCAGCGGCUCGCUAAUCGCCACCACAGCACCAGACUACAGGCCCGGUCAGAAGGUAUGGUUGUCGUCUCGGGAUCUUUCUCUCCAGGUGGACUCUAAAACACUCCAGCCAAGAUUUAUUGGGCCUUAUCUCAUUGAACGUAUCAUUAAUCCCUCUGCCGUUCAAUUACGCCUCCCCGACUCCCUAAAGAUACAUCCCUCUUUGCACGUCUCCCUGAUCAAGCCCGCCUCCACCAGUCUCCUGAGUCCUCCAGAGGUGCCUCCUCCACCCCCCAGGCUUAUUGAUGGCCAUCCGGCGUUCUUUGUCAAGGCCAUUCUUGAGCUCGUUACCCUCCAGCGAGGGGCGGACACUAAGACACACCUGCAACCAUUUUCUACCGAGGAGUAUAUAAGCUCUUCACCCACAACUGGUCCUUGUCGGUUAAUUGUUGAUCCUGCACCUCCUACGUGCAUGAACCAGCUUUGCCUCGUCAGUCCGGUAUGUUGAUUUUCCUUAUUCAUGUGUUUCCUAACCUUGUUGUAUUUUAUUUUUUAGCCUCCCUGAGGCAGUAGAGACUUUUUCCCUGUGCACUAGUGCGCCCUGGCUUUUCCACUGCUGACCACUGGGGAACCGGCUUCAUUUAGUUUUCAUGGUGUGCAUUUUCUGCCCCAUCGCUU